Messenger RNA from Brachypodium distachyon (stiff brome), 1184 nucleotides. RefSeq lists its product as uncharacterized. Bases 182 to 1012 code for a protein of 276 amino acids. The transcript is spliced from 4 exons. The record is from RefSeq and is a predicted model, not a curated record. Lineage: Eukaryota; Viridiplantae; Streptophyta; Magnoliopsida; Poales; Poaceae. Gene Ontology annotation, cellular component: endoplasmic reticulum.
UAAUCCGGCGCGGCACAGAACGCAACACGGCACCGUCAGCACCUCCUGCUUGUCGCCGUCCAACUUCCCCAUGAGGCCGCCCCUGAGGCUUGCCUCCUCGCCCCACUAGCAGCAGCCUCCUCGCCCCCGCUACGAUCUACCGGCCGCCCGCGUCCCCCGCUGCGCCGUCGCCGCCGCCGCCAUGUUGUUCGCGCGCCGCGACAUCGAGGCCGCGGGCGCGGGCGCCGGCCAGGACGACUCGCCGGCCGCCAAGAGGAGCAAGCCGGAGGCCGCCGCCGGGGCGCGCCCCACGCUGACGCGGACGGAAGCCCUCGCGGCCGCCGCGGUGCUCGCACUCUUCGUCGCCGGGAUCUUCUGCAUCUUCCUCGCCGCGCCCCGGCGCGAGUUCGGCCAGAUCCUCCGCCUCCCGCGCAGCCUCGCCGACGUACGCGUCCUCAAGGACAAUCUUGCUGUGUAUGCAAGAGAUCAUCAGGCAAAUUUUGUAUUGGGAUAUUGUUCCAUAUAUAUCUUCAUGCAGACAUUUAUGAUCCCUGGAACAAUUUUCAUGUCUUUACUUGCCGGAGCUCUUUUUGGAGUGGUUAAAGGAGGCAUUUUGGUCGUUUUUACUGCCACAGCUGGGGCAUCAUCUUGCUAUUUUCUCUCCAAGUUGAUUGGCAGACCUUUGGUUAGCUGGUUGUGGCCUGAAAGACUGAGAUAUUUCCAGUCGGAGAUUGCAAAGAGGAAAGAGAAGCUGUUGAAUUACAUGCUUUUUCUGCGAAUAACACCAACUUUACCCAACACCUUCAUAAAUAUGGCAUCACCUAUUGUCGACAUACCUUUCCAUAUUUUCUUUGCUGCAACACUAAUCGGUCUCAUCCCAGCGUCUUAUAUUACUGUAAAGGCUGGGAGAGCUCUAGGCGAUCUCAAAUCAGUUAGGGAAUUGUAUGACUUCAAAACACUAGUUGUUCUAUUCCUGAUUGGAUCUGUUGCUGUUGUCCCAACUAUCCUGAAAAGGAAGAGAACAUACGAAUGAUGCCUCACACCACAUCUAAAUACCGGCCCCGGGUGCUCCAGAGAGUGUAUUAGCAGUUUUUUGCCUUUCUUUUGUUUUUUUAUAUCUGUAUACGGUAUACCUAUUCAAUUCUAGCUGUAAAGAUGUAACAAUCUGAAUGAUCCCCUUAAUAAUAGAGGACGCUAUUACUGUA